UUUUUUGGAUCCAGCAUGGCAGCGAAACAGAAAAGAAAAUUAGAGGACCUCAGCUUGGACGAGUUUCUGCUGACAGCUGCCGACUCUGCAGAUGAAUCUGAUGGAGAGGCUCCCGAAAGCAAUAUAGUCAAGAAAAAGAAAGAUUCCAACUCCUCUGUCUCAAACAUAGAUGCAAAAAAGAAAGGUAAAGCAUCAAAACACAAGGAGCAGCUGUCGAACUUAAAGAGCAAAGAUCCAGAGUUUUACAAGUUUCUACAGGACAACGAUCAGACGCUCCUCAACUUUGAUGACACGGACAGCUCCGAAGAUGAGGACGAGAAAAAGUACCACCAAUUACCGUCUGCACUGGAGGAGGCCAGCUCCGCCGACGAAGAUGAAGAAGGCGCUCAGAAAAGUUCCAAGAAAGCCAAGAACAAGGAUGAGGCCAUCAAAAUCACAGACAAGAUGGUGGAAGAGUGGAGAGCGGCUCUGAAGAAGGAGCCGUCGCCUCGUCUGUUCAGAGACGUCACUCAGGCCUUCAAAGCCGCCGUUGCCACCACGAAGGGCGAGGGAGCCGGGCAGUGCCGGUACAAAGUGGCCGACAGCUCAGUGUUCAACGCUUUAGUCCUGUUCUGUAUCAAAGACAUCUACGUGGCCCUGCAGAGGAUGCUCCAGCUGAAGCCGGAGAGAGAUCAGAAGAAGCUCCUGUUGCCGUCGUCUAGUCCGAGAUGGCAGAAGAAUCAGCUGGAUAUCAAGAUGUACCUCAGCGGAGUCGUUCAGCUUUUGUCCUGUCUGACAGAAGCGACGGUCAUCAGCGCCGUCCUGCAGCACGCCAACCAGCUGGUGCCGUACUACCUCUGUCUGCCCAAACAGUGUCGCCACCUCAUCAAGCAACUGAUGAAGCAGUGGAGCACCGGAGAGGAGACGAGCCGGGUCCUGGCCUUCCUGGCGCUCAACAAACUCUGCCGACACAAGCCAGAAGGUUACCUGAACCAAAUUCUCAAGCAAAUGUACGUCUCCUACGUCCAGAACUGCAAGUUCACGUCUCCCAACAUGCUGCCCAUGAUCAACUUCAUGCAGAGGACGCUCACGGAGAUGUACGCCCUGGACACGCAGGCCACCUAUCAGCACGCCUUCAUCUACAUCCGGCAGCUCGCCAUCCACCUCCGGAACGCCAUGACCAUGAAGAAGAAGGAGACGUAUCAGUCGGUGUAUAACUGGCAGUUCAUCCACUGCCUGUACCUGUGGUGCCGGGUCCUGAGCACCCUUCAUCCCAGCGACGUUCUCCAGCCUCUCAUCUACCCGCUCUGCCAAGUCAUACUCGGCACCAUCAAGCUGGUGCCCACAGCCAGGUUCUACCCUCUGAGGAUGCACUGCUGCAGAGCGCUCACCCUGCUGUCCAGCAGCACCGCCACUUUCGUGCCCGUCCUGCCCUUCCUCCUGGAGAUCUUCCAGCAGGUGGACUUCAACAAGAAACCGGGCCGGAUGAGUAAGAAGCCCAUCAACUUCGCCGUGAUCCUGAAGCUCAACAAGAUCAACCUGCUGGAGAAAGCCUACAAGGAUGGCUUGAUCGAUCAGCUCUACGACCUGAUCCUGGAAUAUUUCCACACUCAGGCCAGCUCCAUCGGCUUCCCCGAACUCGCCCUGCCCACCAUCAUCCAGCUGAAAGCGUUCCUGAAGGAAUGCAAAGUGGCCAAUUACUCCAAGCCGGUGCGCCAGCUGCUGGAGAAGGUGCAGGAGAACAGCAGCUACAUCACAGGACGCAGACAGAAGGCCGCCUUCGGAGUGGCGGAUGCCGCCGCUGUGGCGGCGUGGGAGAAGCAGGUGCAGCAGGAAGGGACGCCGCUCAGCCGGUACUACGCCCAGUGGAAGAAGCUGAGGGAGAAGGAGAUCCAGCUGGAGAUCUCCGGCAAAGAACGGAUGGAGGAUCUGGACCUGCCUGAGAUCAAACGCAAGAAGCUCCAGGAGAAGAAGGCCGAGGACAAGAAGGAGUUCAAGGACCUGUUCGAGUCCGACAGCGAGUCGGACGGGGACGACGCGGGACUCAAGGUCAAAGGUAAAAGCAGCGGCGGCGCGUCAGACGAUGAAGACGAUGAACUUGAGGAUCUGUCUGACGUGAGCGAUGACGGAGAGGGGGGAGAGUCAGAUGAGGACGGAGACGCCGCCGCCCCUCAGCCGCUGUCCUCCGCCGCUCUGAUGAAGCUGGCGCAGGGAGACGAGGACGUGGUGGAAGACCUGCAGCUGUCCGACGACGACUGAGCGUUGCUACGUUUUGUUUCUGUUUGUUUUUUGUUUUUGUUUUUUUUGUAUGGCUUCACUUCUUCAUUUGUACAGAGCAGCAAAAGUUCACGACCUCAUUUUAAUAAAGAGCUUCAGAAUCCAG
Molecule: messenger RNA, 2362 nt
Organism: Salarias fasciatus (jewelled blenny)
Lineage: Eukaryota; Metazoa; Chordata; Actinopteri; Blenniiformes; Blenniidae
Gene: noc2l
Product: NOC2-like nucleolar associated transcriptional repressor
Exons: 18
Coding region: 16-2238 (740 amino acids)
Biological process (GO): negative regulation of transcription by RNA polymerase II; ribosomal large subunit biogenesis
Cellular component (GO): nucleoplasm; Noc2p-Noc3p complex; Noc1p-Noc2p complex
Molecular function (GO): histone binding; transcription corepressor activity
Source: RefSeq, a predicted model, not a curated record